Messenger RNA from Silurus meridionalis, 2235 nucleotides. It is a transcript of the gene ralba, whose product is annotated as v-ral simian leukemia viral oncogene homolog Ba (ras related). Lineage: Eukaryota; Metazoa; Chordata; Actinopteri; Siluriformes; Siluridae. Gene Ontology annotation, molecular function: GTPase activity; GTP binding; GDP binding. The record is from RefSeq and is a predicted model, not a curated record. Bases 218 to 841 code for a protein of 207 amino acids. The transcript has 5 exons. Gene Ontology annotation, cellular component: plasma membrane. Gene Ontology annotation, biological process: Ras protein signal transduction.
GUCCAGUUUCCGCUCUUCCCUGUGCUGGAGGGUGGGGUCGCGCUUUCAGGGGCAGCCGCUUUUCUCUGAUACAGGACUCGAGCUGUGUGCCUUUCAACAAACGAUUAAUGCACGGAAAAAGAUAACACUACGACAGAGGAGAGGGCCGAGAAAGAGUGUGGUAGAAGGUAAUUCUGAGGUAGAUCAAGUGUGUGUGCAGUAGUAGAGACCUUCAGAUAUGGCAGCCAACAAGGGGAAAAGUCAAAGCUCCUUGAUAUUACACAAGGUCAUCAUGGUGGGCAGCGGUGGUGUAGGCAAGUCAGCCCUUACACUCCAGUUCAUGUAUGAUGAGUUUGUUGAAGACUAUGAACCUACAAAAGCAGACAGUUACAGAAAAAAGGUUGUACUGGAUGGGGAGGAGGUGCAGAUCGAUAUUUUGGACACAGCUGGACAGGAAGACUAUGCAGCCAUCCGAGACAACUAUUUCCGCAGCGGAGAGGGUUUUCUGCUUGUUUUCUCCAUUACUGAGCAGGAGUCUUUCACAGCCACAGCGGAGUUCAGGGAACAGAUCCUGCGUGUUAAAUCCGAGGAGGAUAAGAUUCCUCUGCUGCUGGUGGGGAACAAAUCUGAUCUGGAAGAGCGCAGGCAGGUGUCUGUUGAUGAUGCCAGAGCCAAAGCAGAGGAGUGGAAUGUACAAUAUGUGGAGACAUCUGCUAAAACACGUGCCAACGUAGAUAAGGUAUUUUUCGAUCUCAUGAGAGAAGUGCGAGCCAAGAAGAUGUCAGAACAUAAGGACAAAAAUGGAAAAGGGAAGAACAAGAAGAACAAGAAGAGCUUAAAGGAACGGUGCUGUUUACUUUGAAUUCCACAUGGACUUUUCAUUUAACAAAUCUACUUUCUACUCUGAGGAACAUUAGGAUUUUUUUUUUUCUUUAUUGCAAUCAAUCCAUAUUUAGUGGUGGGUCAUCAAUGUCGAGGCUUUACCUAAUUUACUUUCUCAAUGCAAACAAUCAUUUUUUCAGUGAUCGAUGACCAGUGGCUACUUUGUGAGAAAAAGACUGUAGCACUUUAGGACUAACAUGGAGGUGACUGACCUGUGCCCAACACUAAGUUUUCUAUCUUCUAUCUUGUUUAAUUUAUCUUAAUUUCACAGCUUGCUUUCAGCCAUUUGCUAGAUAAUUCAUAUAUUUUUUUAUUUUGCAGCCUUAUUUGUUGCUAUGCAUUAAUGUUUUGUUUAUUCAGAAAUAUAUAUUUUAUCCCUUCUGCCUCUGCGUAGUAGGGGUAUUAUGUAUCAGGGUUUUCUGUCCAUCUAUCUGUGAUUCUCGUUAGAAGUAUGUUGUAACGGUAUUUCAAGUAUACAAUUUGGUAACCGGAAGAACUCGACUUCGGUGGAGGCAUCUUUAGCAACAUGUUUCUUCAGAUUAAAGGAAAUUGUCAAUGCUUGUCUAAAAACCACAUAUUACUGCAUUUUCUGCACAGACUGAAAAUGUACAUUUAAUAACAGUAUGUAAAGGGAUCUUAAAUAUGCAUUAGACAUUUCUUGUACACAAACAAGGCUUCCAAUUUGGAAUGGGAAAAUGUUUAAUAUCACAAGAUCGUGCCAACACUCUGUGUAUUCUUGAUGCCUGAUUCCCAUUUAAUUCAAACUGCAUUCACCCAGUUUGUGGCAGCAAAUACAGGACCAUUAAAUGCAGUCACAUUCAACAACACUAUUUUCUGAGUAAACAGCAGUUAUUGUUCAUUAGGGCUUGGAAUGAUGCUGAAAUGAUGCUCAACUUUUCUGCCACUAAAUAAGCCCAGGUUUGGAAUAGGAGAAUUUACACUGCCCCUACUGGUAGACUUAAAUACUUCACAGUCAAAACAGACUCAUCAUCUGGAUAGAUACUGCUUUAAAGUUAUUGCCUUGAUGUUUGUUUUAUUGAUAUUUUUUUUGUAGAAAUAUGCUUCCUUUUCCACCAUUACACCCCACCUGUCCAGUAUAAAUGUGCCAUAAGAACUCGUGCCAACCUAACAUUAUGAAUAUAACAAUGACUUCUGACUGAACUUUCGGUGGACUAAUUUAUGUGGCUUAUUUUAUUUACUUUUCUAACACACACACACAGGUCCACCAAUGAUAUUCUUGAAAUUGUUGUUUUAUAUCAUAUUAAAGGUUCUGCCCUUUCAGAAAUGUCCUGCAAUUUGUAUGAUUGUUUUCCACUGGAUUAUAAUCAAUAUAAUACAAAGUAUGUUGCCAAAUAAACACAUUGUAUUUCUCAA